Messenger RNA from Laccaria bicolor S238N-H82, 177 nucleotides. RefSeq lists its product as uncharacterized. The record is from RefSeq and is a predicted model, not a curated record. Bases 1 to 177 code for a protein of 58 amino acids. Lineage: Eukaryota; Fungi; Basidiomycota; Agaricomycetes; Agaricales; Hydnangiaceae. The transcript has 2 exons.
AUGAUGGUCCAAACCAUGUCCGAACCCAGUACUACCAUCUACAUCAACACAUACACUCCCCACACCACCCAAGCCGAGUGGCUCAUGCUUGCAACCAGUUACACCACUCUUGAUGCUUCGGAUUCUUGUGAUGCAGCUGGCUGUGGUGGAUCCUUCACCAAAUAUGCUAAGACAUAA